GCCACCCAGGUGCCCCAGCCAUUUUAACCAUCCUUAAGGGUACAAUUCAGUGGCAUUAAGCACAUUCACAAUUUGGUGCAACCAUCACAAUUUCCAAAACUUUUUAGCACCUUAGAUAGAUGCUCCAUAAAUAAGUGAAUGUAUAAAUAAAUGUUGAUAGUUUAGGGGAAAAUUUCAAAAAAUAAAUGUGAUUUUGAUUUUUCACUUCCCUUCUAAUUUGUUGUGUUUUAUACUUCUAUAUGAAAAGUUAUUGUAAUUAAGAUAGUACUAUGCCUUUAUGUUAGUGUGAUAAUAUUAAAGUCCCUUGUCAUGGAAAAACUGGGCAAUUCUUUCAAGUUUGAAUGCUGAAUUACUGAGCUUUAUAAGGUCUUUAAAAGUUAUAAAGCAAAAUUUGAAUGAUAUCCCUAAGCCCACUCUGAUGUGCAAAGGAUGGCUUAUCCAAGUUUAUAUUCUGUUUGGCUUCCUCUAUUGCUAUGUAUUCUCUUUGCUUUUAUAGGUGCAGGAUACCCUCCACUUUCAUAGGAGAUAUCUUAGGGCUUCUAGAAACACUAGAAAAUUUCACAAAUUGUUAAGGUGCUACCAAAAAAAAAAAAAAAGAUUUAUUCUAGCUACAAAGUGUUUUGAAGUUUUACCUAAUUUUUAUUCUAAAAUUUGUAUGUUUUCUUUGCCUGUUGGAGUGCUUUUAUCAGUACUAAUUUCUUCUUUGACAUCCUUUUAAAAACAAUUUGUGGCUUCUGUUUCCAACUAAAGAAGUUGGGCAAUCUCCCAUUUUUAACAAGGAGGGAGCACCCUUGGGCAACUAUAGGGAAAAGGCUAGGCCAGAGUAGAUUUUGGAAGCAAAAAUAGUUGAGCCUAUUUUUCGGUAGGUUUGGCAGGGGUACAGGCUGUUAAUCUCAAAUCUCCAAAUGUGGAGGGUUUCCUAUGCAUGUGUGAAUAUGUGUGCUUUUGAUUUUAGUAAAAUUUAAUUAGUAUUAUAGCCCAGUUAAUUCUGUGGUAUUUGCAUUGGAGUACUGGGCUCUAAUUCUGGCUCAGGCCCUACUAGUGACCUGAGCAAACCACAUAACUUUUGUGGAUUCAUUAUUGGCACUAGUAAAUUAAGUGGGGUCGAGUAAGUGGAUAAAUUAAGUUUGCUGUUGGGAAACAGCACCAGCAUAUCCUUGGCUGCUACCUGCAAACUUGUCAUUUCUUUGAAGUUCUCUAAAAAAUUUUUUAAAAAUUUAUUAUAUUUUUUAUUAAGUAAGCUCUAUACCCAAUGUGAGGCUUGAACCAAUGACCCCGAGAUCAAGAGUUGCAUGGUCUACUGGCUGAGCUAACCAUGUGCCACCCCCCCCAAAAUUUUUAAGUUAUAUAUUCCGACAUAAUGUAUAUUCUAAAAUUUAAUAUUAUGAUUGCAUUUAAAUUUGUUACUACCCUGUAACAUUGAUGCUUCCUGAGAUGCAUUCUGUGUAUCCUGGAGUUUUAUGUAUUCCCUGACCUACACCUCACACCCUUGGGGCUUCUUAUACCUUGAUUUGAGGAGCACAGGACCCAGAGGACCUCUAGGUCUCUUACAGCUCUGAUGUGGUAUAAUAUUUGGAAUAAACUAGAGUUUAUUCUCUAGUUUUAGGAAAUUAUACAUUUAUAACAGGGAAAAAUAUGAUUGGCCAAUGUGCAUGACUUAAUUUCUUUUCCUGAAAUUGUAGGUUGCAAUUCUAUUGUAUGUAAAAGCUGGUUUCAUCAGAAACUGCAUGCAAUUUAAGAAAUGGAUUGCAAACUUAGAAAAAACCCUUUGCAGAUGUUAUCUUUGUUGCUCUCAAUCUUUCUUUGCUGCAAUUCUGCUUUUUUCUUUCCUGGCUGCUAAUUGGAUUAAAGGCUAUUUUGCCAACCAUGGCAUCUGGAGAUGACAGUCCUAUCUUUGAAGAUGACGAAAGGUGACUUUGGAAUUAUCCGACUACAUACCCAUAUAUAGUAGUUUCAUCUUAAAGGAAGAGUGCACAAGAGGGAGAAGAUAGUUUAUAUGUACUCCCUCCUUAUAGCCUGGAAAAAAUGACGGAUCUCGUAGCCGUUUGGGAUGUUGCUUUAAGUGAUGGAGUCCAUAAGAUUGAAUUUGAACAUGGGACCACAUCAGGCAAACGAGUGGUAUAUGUAGAUGGGAAGGAAGAGAUAAGAAAAGAAUGGAUGUUCAAAUUAGUGGGCAAAGAAACCUUUUGCGUUGGAGCUGCAAAGACAAAAGCAACGAUAAAUAUAGAUGCUAUCAGUGGAUUUGCAUAUGAAUAUACUCUGGAAAUUAAUGGGAAGAGUCUCAAGAAGUAUAUGGAGAACAGGUCAAAAACCACCAAUACUUGGGUAUUACAUUUGGAUGGUGAGGACUUUAGAGUCGUUUUGGAAAAAGACACUAUGGACGUAUGGUGUAAUGGUAAAAGAAUGGAGACAGCAGGUGAGUUUGUAGAUGACGGGACUGAAACUCACUUCAGUGUUGGGAACCAUGACUGUUACAUAAAGGCUGUCAGUAGUGGGAAGCGGAAAGAAGGGAUUAUCCAUAGUCUCAUUGUGGAUGAUAGAGAAAUUCCGGAGAUUCUUGAAUGACUUCAUGAUGGUGCAUUUUAAUCUUAUGAAGUAAAGAUCAAGACGUUUAAAUUACUGUGGUAAUUAAAUAUGUUCAAGAUGUACUUUUUAGUACACUUAGUCUCCCAACUGUUUAUUUUUUAGUUACUUAAAACUGUAAUAUUCCAAGGGUCAAAAAAAAAUUAUGUACAAUCAUAAAAAUUGCAAUUUAUUUUGUAAAUAAUGUAAAGUGUUUUAAAGCCAAAUGGAAAAUAAGAUAUGGACCAAAAUCACUAAUGUUUUACAAGAGGAACUUUAACUAUAAUAAACACUAUAAAAUAAAA
Felis catus (domestic cat) is the source of this 2867-nucleotide messenger RNA. RefSeq names its product Fas apoptotic inhibitory molecule (gene FAIM). The coding region runs from base 2026 to 2565 and encodes 179 amino acids. The record is from RefSeq and is a predicted model, not a curated record. Gene Ontology annotation, biological process: canonical NF-kappaB signal transduction; positive regulation of neurogenesis; negative regulation of extrinsic apoptotic signaling pathway via death domain receptors. NCBI's taxonomy places the organism in Eukaryota, Metazoa, Chordata, Mammalia, Carnivora, Felidae. The transcript is spliced from 6 exons.